AUGCAGCUUCGCAAAGAGCUUCCUGAACGAAAGCAGAGCAAAGCAGAGGCGGCGGCCACGACGCCAGACCCAGACCACGCGUCUGGGAUCAAACCCGAGGGUCCGAGACUGUCGUAGCCUCGUAGGCCACCGAGUUGUUAAUCCUAUCCGAACCAAAGGCGGCAUGGCUAGCAGAUGAUUAGGAGACGCACCGUCUCACUCGCGGUCACCGCCCGAGGAAAAACAGCGGCGCGCGGCGUCCACCGGUUCGCCCGUCCGAUCGAGGAAGGAAGCUGCGAGCUGCCCCGCCGACCAGGAAUUCACUCACGCGCCGCAUACGAAUUCCCGGCUCCGCUCCCCUACUUAAGCGCGCGCGCCACACGACUCCGCUCCUCACCUCUCUCACCUCACCUCCUCUACCACCCCAUCUCGCCACCUUUCUUCACAGGUUCCUUAGUUCCUACUGCCCAGCUCCACAUCAGCGCACUCCUCUAUCUACUUACUUACAGCAUGUGUGGCGGCGCGAUCAUCUCCGACUUCAUCCCGGAGCGAGACCACCGCGGCGGCGGCAAGCGGGGCCCCUCCACCGCCGACUUCUGGACGCACGCCGCCGCCACCGAGUUCGACGACCCUACCGACCACCACUACUUCUACCCCGACGACCUGACCGGCGCCGGCGCCUGCACGUUCCCACCCGAGCACCAAGGUACGUGCCGCGUACGCGCAGCAGAGGAGCCGAGCAGGAAGCGGGAGCGCAAGACGAUGUACCGCGGCAUCCGGCGGCGGCCGUGGGGCAAGUGGGCGGCGGAGAUCCGCGACCCGGCCAAGGGCGCGCGCGUCUGGCUCGGCACCUUCGCCACCGCCGAGGGCGCCGCGCGCGCCUACGACCGCGCCGCACGCCGCAUCCGCGGGACCAAGGCCAAGGUCAACUUCCCCAACGAGGACCCGCCGCUCGACCUGGACGACUACGACCUUCUCAACGGCGGCUACAACGUGGCCGCCUUCUUCCACCAGCCGUUCAUGGCCGACGGCGCCGCGCCGGCGACCUCGGCGCCGGAGGUGGCGUACGUGCCGCAGCUCUGGAGCUUUGACAGCAUCAACACUCAAGUGCCUAUGUGAUAGAUAUAAAAUGGUCUCUUCUGCGUGUAAUAUUGCGUUUGCCUAAUUAUUAUUCAGCAUAUGAUGAAUUAUUUUUGUUUUUUUUACGGCAACUGUCUCCGUGUACCAGCAAAUACAUCCUCGUGGCCAAUUUAUCGUCAAACGUAAAUGAUGCAUUACAUUUGAAAACUAUAACAUCGCAAUAAUGAGCACAAGCGGCAGAACACAAACCUCACUGCCAAACAGAGAGAAAUUUUGGUGCUAGAAAUGAUAUUCAUAACUGGCUUGCAAGCAUGGUCUCAAGUUGCAAAACAACGAAACACGAAUUAACUGGUUCUGAGAACUCAUUGACACAGGACACUGACAUCUAAAGCGGUAUGAUUCUGGUACCCAAAAAGGUGAUGAUAAUAAA
Molecule: messenger RNA, 1489 nt
Organism: Hordeum vulgare subsp. vulgare (domesticated barley)
Lineage: Eukaryota; Viridiplantae; Streptophyta; Magnoliopsida; Poales; Poaceae
Exons: 1
Coding region: 175-1098 (307 amino acids)
Biological process (GO): regulation of DNA-templated transcription; ethylene-activated signaling pathway
Molecular function (GO): DNA binding; DNA-binding transcription factor activity
Source: RefSeq, a predicted model, not a curated record